AUGGGAACAACUAAAUCGGCGAAGCUAUACCAGUUUAAGGCCCUUCAAUACAAUUCACUCGCUGUGCCAACAACGAAAUCCAGUUAUUUCAGAUCAGUGCGUUCUGCCGAAAAAAGUGAAAAUAAUUCUGUUGCAUUCUGUUUCGAAUUACCUGACCAAGGAAGUGACGAACUAUGGAGUCGUUUCGCAUCCAUGAGUAAAAUCGCCGUACGAUUAGAUCCUGAAACAUCCAACAAAACCUUCCUGACUACUCAUGGAGCCAUCCAAAGUCUCUGCAAACUCCAGAAGCUAAUCGAGUUGUUGCCUGGUUACCGUCAACUUUGUUCCAAAGGUUCCUUAAUUGAUCUCAAUACCACGUGUUGUCCAAUUUGGUCGCUGCCAAAUUUCAUUACAUCUAUUGCCGGCAAAUCCUCCUGUGAACAGCUAACUACAGCCGACAUUGAUUUGGUGAAGCAUCUCUAUACAACAUGCUGGGAUUCAUUUCUAACCGGUUCGCUGAAACUCUCGUGCUGGGAUGAAUCGGCACCCUCUCGGUGGCUUUGUCCAGACGUCCCUUCAGUGUGUUUCACCCACCCCCAUCUUUUGUUACUAUUGGCAAUCACUGGGGCGCCAAAAACUUCCCUUCUUGUUCUCCCAAUUUGGCGAAGUAUUGGCCUACAAAUGUGGCAUCUAGCUGCCUUGGAUAGACCCACAGUUCUAAGUGAGCUUACUAAAAAUCUUACACCUUCGCUUAGAAUUGAGGCUAUCGAACUUGGAGAAUACGGUGAGCUGUCAGCAAGAUAUGUUGCAUGGGACAGCGUUUGGGUGGUAUUGGGAGCAGCCACUUUGGCUAUACUGCUCUCGAUAAUGACCAGGGGUAGUUUUAUAAUUGUCCUUGCAACAUUCCUUGCUCUUGGGUGGUCCCUACUUAUCGGGUAUGGGCUCUAUUCAUUACUUCUACUAAGACAUCAUGACGCUGCGUUCCCCCUUCUAAAUAUGAUGGCUUUGGUCCUGAUUCUUGGACUUGGGGCGGAUGACAUUCUUCUGUUCUAUCAAGUUUGGGUGUCGGUGCACGGUCGAGAGUUGUCAAAUGUCGAUUCUACCUCCUCUGAACACAGUCGGAUGGCGGCAACUUUAAUUCACGCAGUUCCUUCUGUUUGUCUUACUUCAUUUUCAACACUUGGUGGACUGCUAAUGAGUUUAAGUUCCUCGAUUGUGGCCGUCAAACGAUUUGCUCUCUAUUCUAGUUUGACAGUGCUUUGUCAUAUUGUCUACGUCUUAGUUGUCAUGCCAACGCUUCUAUAUCUUCUUGUUCCUCCCCAUCGAAAAUGUUGCUCAUCUUUUCGUCUGCCUUUGCGAUUACCUCUUGUUAAUUUUAUCGUCAAAAUUCGCUUUAUAUUUCCUAUUAUUCUGUCCUCGGUCAUAAUCAUCCCUUCGCUUCUUCUCUUUUACGCCGGAUGGUUAUCGUUUCCUUAUGGUUCGAUGCAACCGGCUUUUUAUCGACCCAAUCAUCCUUCCGAGGUAUAUCGAUUAUAUGGGGGUGAAUUUUCUUGGGCUGAAUCAACUCUAAGGCGUCAUAGAAGUCUUGUAACCCUCCAUGCUGUUUGGGGAGCUGUACCUAAAGAUCCACGAAAUCCAUGGACCUGGGCACCACAAGACGAUGAAAACAUUCUUCUUCAGCCUCUUUGGAGCAAGGACUUUAGUCUCGCGGACCCGAGAUCUAUUGAAUGGUUGUCAAAUUUUUGUUCAAUGUUCAAGAAAUUGCCCAGAAUUUUGACGCCUCCCUCCGUUUCCCUUCGGAAAAGUUAUCUUGAAGAAGAUACGCUGUUACUUUCGUUACAAAAUAGUGGAUGCGUUUUCGGGAGUGGAGUGUUUUCUUUUCAAGACUUUGAGAAGGCUAAUUCAUUUUGCGCACAUGAUAGAAUGCUUUGCUUAGUCGCUUUUGCAGAGGCUUCCAGUAAUCCAACAGGGUUACGAUUCUCCCUUGAUUCUGGUGAAAUUGUAGGACUCGUAAUCUCUUUUACUGCAAAUAUUUCUCUAUCUAAUACAACCUUCUCAGAUUUACACAAAUUUGGACAAGAAGUUGAAACUUGGUUUUCGGAGCUUCUACUUACAGCUCCCCCGGGUUUAAAGUCCGGAUUUCUAGUUAGCCCCGAAUUCACAGCCUUUGAAACGUACGAAGAUGUUCUCAGAUUUCUCCCUAUCUCUGUGGGAUUUUCAAUAGCUCUAGCAGCUCUUUUAGUUUUCUUGUCAACUAUGAGCCUUGCACUAUCUUUGACAGCUUUGAUGUCUGUUAUUUCCUCCCUUCUACUCUCUUGCCUACUGUUAGUCAUUCUUGGUGGGUGGAAUUUGGGAAUAGUCGAGGCGUUGAUUCUUAGUCUAUCAGCAGGUUUGGCCGUGGAUCCUUGUAUUCACCUUGCGUUUGCGAUGAUGAAAUUAAAAUCAGGAGGUUCAUCAUGGAAAGUUAGAUCAAGUGAAGCCUUGCAAAUGGUUGGAUGUGCGGUUACUGGAGCAGCUUUAAGUACGGCCCUUGCAGGAUCAGCCGUGCUUCCAAGUCAAUUGAAAUGUUACCAACAAAUGGGUCUUUUUCUUCUUAUUCUCAUGAACUCAGCCUUACUCCUUUGUGGAGUUGGCUUUGUGGGUUCUGCUGCUUGUCUUCCAGAUCGAUUCAUGCCUAAGUGUUGGAAUAGGAGUCCUCGUCAGAGGCAGGAGUGA
This is a messenger RNA of Rodentolepis nana, 2694 nucleotides long. NCBI's taxonomy places the organism in Eukaryota, Metazoa, Platyhelminthes, Cestoda, Cyclophyllidea, Hymenolepididae. The record is from the annotation of a GenBank genome assembly.